Molecule: messenger RNA, 3212 nt
Organism: Aspergillus novofumigatus IBT 16806
Lineage: Eukaryota; Fungi; Ascomycota; Eurotiomycetes; Eurotiales; Aspergillaceae
Product: FAR11/STRIP family protein
Exons: 7
Coding region: 1-3078 (1025 amino acids)
Biological process (GO): cytoskeleton organization
Cellular component (GO): cytosol
Source: RefSeq, a predicted model, not a curated record
AUGGAUGAUUCAAUUGCGUCUUCUGAACAUACAAUGCAGGAACAUCAUAUUGUCAAGGCCGACGAGGUCGAUCAAACCGGAACCGACAUCACAACUGUGUCAGAUGAUCAGUUGAUGGAAGAGGUCGCGCAAGGCCUGCGACAGGAGCAAGCUUCAAAAGCGACGUCUGCUGAACCAAAUGAGUUGCAAGAGCAAAGACCCAAACCAUCGAGGCGUCCAGAACUGCGUCGGGACCCUCCGCCUCCUGCCCCGGUGCAGCAACUGCCGGACAGGCCGUCAGACUCGUUGAGCCUGGCUCAAUUAAAGCAAAUAGUUCAGGACAUGCCCAAGGCCGAUCAACCUGCGUAUGCAUUUGAAUACGCUGACUCUCAGCCUCUUGCGGAAGAAAUUGAAGAAUGGUUCCAAUACAGCGAGUUUGAUCGAAUCAUGCUCCUUGGCAUGAAGUCCACAUUUGAGCGAGAAUGGGCUUCUUUCUGUGAGAAGCAGUCUGCAGUUUCCAAUCGGCUGCCUUGGCUUGAUGCCCCUCAUGACUUACACAAAUCUUUCAUGGAACAGAUAAUCAAUGGGCUACCGGAUCGAGACAUUUCUGCUCGCACCGAAGCGUUAGAGAUUAUUUGCUAUGCAUUGACUGGUAUCUGGGGUAGUACCGCUGGAAAAGCAGUCCGUGACUACCCAGAAGAUCUGCCCCCGCAAGCAGUCACAGAUACACCCAAAUCAAAAUCACUGCAGAUCAUAUGGAUGCAGAGAAACGCUGAGCUUGUCAAUGAGUGUUCAGGACUUGGUCCAUUGCUCAGUUGCCUGUGCAAAGCUCUUGAGAAGAAUCGGGGCUCACCCAAUCCCGAGUUGGACGGUCUGGACUCGAACUCGGAUUCCGCAAAUGUUGCUGCGUCAGAACAUGAAUUGAACCUUGUGCUUACGGCUUUAUACAUAGUCGUAGAGAUUGGCCGAAGACAAGAGAAACAUGAUCCUCAAAAUGUUCCCCUGCGCGAUGCGCUCAUGGGGUUGAAGCCUAACCUGCCAGUUUUUCUUGUCGAGGUCAUAGCACGACUGCGAUGGGACGAUUCAGCAAACAUUCCGCUCACGCGGAUCAUCCUCCUUUUUUGGAAGUGUCUUCUCCUCUUCUUUGGGGGAAGCGAUAGCUUGAAGAAAGCCAAGGAAGAGUUGGAGCCGCGAAUGGAGGCACGAGAAAACUCUCCCAACCGGAGGACACCAUUUCUGACGGCUUCCCCCUGGAUUACCACCUCUUCCGGCAAGAGCCGCACCAGUUCAUCUACCGGGCUCUUUUCCGGAGUAGGUCCCUCUGUGGCUGGUGGAAACGGCUCUAUCCUCCAUCACUCUGUCCACAUCGCUACACCGGCUCCAUCACCUCCACCGUCACCUAUAGGACCCGGUGGCAAAGCGGGCAAGAAGCAGAAUUACCAGACAAACCAGAACUUUCCUUUUAUGUAUCCUCCUUUGGAUGACUCGAGCAACGAUAUCGGCGGAAGAGGCAGCACUGAACGGCAAGAUGCACUCGUGGGAAAGAGAUGGGAAGGAAGCGAUGUACCGGCGUCAAUCAUUGAAGCCGGAAAGCUCUUCUCGACUCACGUUAAGAUGACUAGAGCGAUGCGCCAGCUGUGGGAAGAAAGAGAGCGUUUCAUGAAAUAUGACCGCGGUUGGUAUCUUGACGAGAAUUCAGCUGGCUCAGACGAGGACCCCUCUGGUGAACUUGUUGAGGACUUGGAAAACCUGGUUUUAGAGGAGAGAAGAAAGUCGAGUCACAGUUGGGUCCCACAGAGGGAGACCGAUAAUGAUGACAUACAGCGCCGCUUAGAUGCUGUCGAAUCGUUCUACUCCCAAGUAUUGGUGCACCUACAGUCGAUCACAAUUGUCUUCUUGAAGAUCAUUUUGACCAAUGUCAGUGCUAUGGUCAAUCAAGCGAAUGGUCAAAAUGGACAUGCCAUGAGUGAUGGUUACGGGGCCGCCAAUGGGUUCCCAGCUGCCCCCAAUAGCUUCUCGGAUAGUUUCAAUGCCGAUGCUGCCAUUGAGGAACUUGACAACAUCCGCCUGCGAGAAAUUACAGGGAAGGCUAUAUCUGGAUCUUUGUUGCUCAUGUUGAAGUGGUUCAAGAGAUCUCAUAUAUUAAAGUUUGAAUAUAUGACGCAGCUUUUGCUCGAUUCAAACUAUUUACCCCUGAUUCUGAAGAUGUUCGCGCAUCAAGAUAUCGACCAGGCGAUAGCACAGAAGAACGACCGUGAAGAACUAGGUUUCUUCCACUUUUGUCAUGUUCAUUCCGAUCAGCCGCCAAAUUCAGCUGAUAACUCAGAUGAGGACUCAUCACCAAGUGAAGAUGAAGCCGUACCCCCGCCUAUUCUUCGGCACCGCCGUGAUACAGAUCCAGGCACCUCCUCAGUACGACCGUCGUCUCCCCAGGAGGCUCUUCCUGAACUGGUAGAAGGCCCUCAUCGUCCUGAAGUUGACGAACUGGGAUUUCCCACUGCUCCUCCGCCGAAAGAGCCCAUCACGGUGUUCUCGUUCCGGAACUUCUUCUCUGCCAUCAACUACCUUCACAUCAUGCAGAAGAUUACGCGGGACAAAGCACACAGAUGUCUGCUUCUUGUUCAGUACAAGUCCAGCACGAUCUUACGAAAGGGGCUCAAGAUUCCUGAUCCCCACCUGCGAUUCUACACCCUGAAAUUGUUCAAAUCGCAGGUGCCCUACUGUGGCCGUAAGUGGCGCCAGAGCAACAUGCGUGUCAUCACUGCGAUUUAUCUAUACUGCCGUCCGGAACUACGGGAUGACUGGCUGGCUGGUUCGGAUAUUGACGCAGAAGUGGAGGAGGCAUUGCCACUGGAACAAGCCCUCAGAGGGCUGACACACUGGUGGCACCUACGUCGAUACAAGGACGUGAUGGGCGGCGAAGGUGGUGCGUCCAUGAUGGAAGAAGAGCGGGACUUCUUUGUACGCGAGUUGGAAGCUAUGGGUUGGGGGUUUGCCGGUGAGGAAAUGAUGAAUGAGGAGGCGGAAAUGGCUGCCAACGGGGCCAUGAUGAAUGGGACAGAAUGGGAUGGUGGCCCGUUACAGAUGGAAGGAUGGUGAUGUAAAUAUCUAUUAGCGUUGAGGAAAUAUUGGCGCUGCAUUGUGUUGAAACGGCCGUCAUCAUUGGCAUAUAGCAUGCUGGGCGCAUCAGAGUAUCAGCCGGCUGUGAUGAACAAGGAACAAAUACGGAGUAG